This is a messenger RNA of Orbicella faveolata, 390 nucleotides long. Its product is annotated as tigger transposable element-derived protein 4-like. The record is from RefSeq and is a predicted model, not a curated record. Lineage: Eukaryota; Metazoa; Cnidaria; Anthozoa; Scleractinia; Merulinidae.
AUGUCGUCUUCUAAAAAGCGAAAGAUUUCUUCGAAAACGUUGAAAGAGAAGUAUGAAGCGAUAAAGAAACUCGAAAGUGGAUGUGCAAACAAAAACGUAGCCGCAGAUUAUGAUGUUUCCCCUAGUACUCUGUCAACAUGGCUUAAAAGCAAGGAUAAAAUCGUGAAGGCUUUCGAAGGAGGAACCAGCUCGAAGACGCAGAAAUUAAAGCCAUGUGGAAAUGAAAACCUAGAACGGGCUUUGUAUACAUGGUUUGUUCAGAUGAGGCGGCAAGGUGUACCCGUUAGUGGCCCGGUACUGAGGGAGAAGGCACUCAGUUAUGCUAAAGAGAUGGACAUUAAGGAUUUCAUUGCUUCCAACGGCUGGUUCGAUCGAUGCAAUCACCACUGA